This is a messenger RNA of Microplitis mediator, 1439 nucleotides long. RefSeq names its product serine/arginine-rich splicing factor 4-like. Bases 227 to 1303 code for a protein of 358 amino acids. Lineage: Eukaryota; Metazoa; Arthropoda; Insecta; Hymenoptera; Braconidae. Gene Ontology annotation, molecular function: DNA binding. Gene Ontology annotation, biological process: nucleosome assembly. The record is from RefSeq and is a predicted model, not a curated record. The transcript has 3 exons. Gene Ontology annotation, cellular component: nucleosome.
UUUGUCAUAAAUUGUGUCCAAUGUCAGGUCACUAAAAAUUAAUUGGUGAAUUUGUAUAAACAUUAUAGAAAUAAAUGGAUAAAUUUAAAAAAAAAACUAAAUAUAAUUUUUUUUAUUGGAUAAAUCUAUUUUAGAGCCACGUGUGCAUUUUAUAAAAUAUAAUACUUUUUUGAUACUUUGAAAUUAACAUUUUGUAUGAUAAUAUCAUCAAUAUCAAUAAUAAAUCAUGUCUAAAAAAUUGUCGACGACGCUGACAUUGGCAGUGACGGCGUUGAAAAAUUUAGAAGAACGCAAAGGAGCUAGUCCGCAUGAUAUCUGUAAUUAUAUUUCUUCGGUUUAUAAUGUCCCGCGCGAAGUUGCCAAACGUCAAGCUCUGGUGGCAUUGAAACGUGGCACUUCUUAUGGUCUAUUGAAAGAAAUUUCAGGUCGUUAUAAUCUUCUAACUGAUACUGAAAAAGAGUCUUAUGAAUUAACAAACCAGGAGCUCGGUCUUUUGGACUUUACAUGUAGAAAACGUCGAUUGGAACGAAAACGUCGAAUGCGUCGUGGCAAUGGACAAAAAUUAAGUGGAAAUAAAAUUAGACCGCGCAGUAUUACGCGUAAGAAAAGUAAAAAUAGGGGUAAAAAGAAAAGUAAAAUAAUGAGUAGAAGUAAAAGUGGAAGUGGAAGUAGAAGUGGAAGCAAAAAAGGUAGGAAGCGUAGUGUAAGUAAAAGUGGUAAUGGUUCAGCUAAAAGGAAUCGUAGUUGUGUUUGUCCACCGGGAAGUCGUAGCAGAGGAAAAAUAAAGAGACGAAGUAGCUCUCGGAGUAGCAGAAAGAGAACUAAAAGCAAGUCAAGGCAUACGGGAAACAGGAAACGUAGCAGAAGAAAGAGUAAAAGUGCUAAUAAAUUGAAAAGUAAACGUAAUAAGAGUAUAAGAAGAAGUAGAAGUAAACGUAGAAGCAAGAGCAGAAGUAAAAGUAGAAGCAAAAGUCGAAGCAAAAGUCGAAGCAGAAGCAGAAGUAGGAGUGGAAGCAGGAGUGGAAGCAGGAGUGGGAUGAAAAAGAGUAUCAGUAAGAGACGGUCAAAAAAAAUAAAAAUGUCGAAAAAAAAUGGUAAAAAGAAACGUACUAAAUCCUGUGAAUGCCCGACUAAUCCCGCAGCACGUAAAAUGCCCUCGAAAUCUAGUGGAAAUGAUUCAAAGUCUGAUAAACCUACAAGUGUUAAAAAAGAAAAGAAAGAAAAGAGAGAACCAAAAAAAGAUAACUGUCUUUUUAAUUUUUUUGGAGUUUCUUCGGGUAAUAAAUAUCCGAUGGACUACUAAUUAUUCUUUUAAUAAUAAUGAUAAUUAUUUUAAUUAUCAAAGUCCAACAAUUAUUUAUUACCCGAUAGUACAUCCAUCUUUUGAUUUUAUAUUUUAUAUAUUUUUUAUUCGAUUAUUUAUGGUAUUAAAUUUCUUU